AUGGUUGUCAAAUUGCUUUCAAUACUCCUGAUUAUACCAACAAUCUACGCUAAAAUAAACAUAGAUGUAAUCGCAGCCGGGGAAAACAAGCGAGAUGUGAAAGUCUUAGGCAGCAUCGUCAACGUGAUCUCUAAAACUGAACAAAAUACCUUUGGGCUGACUGACGAGAAAUUAAAGCAGUCCGUUUCCAAGUACUUCGGCUUAGUUCCUGAUAACGUGUACGUUCAUAGCCCAACCCCAUGGGGAGAUUUAUAUAAAACCAUGAAUUGGGAACCCAUCAGACGAGUGGUAGUUCCACAAAAAGCCGCAGUUUUAUCUGUAAAAUCUGAACCGGUUUUAGUGGCGAGAAAAGAAUUCGUAAACGAAGAUGUCGUACCAAAAACAAUGAAGACUGAAUUUCGCGAAUACGUGACAAAUGCUAUAUCCUCUAAAUGGGACACUGAGGGUGAAUUGGACGUUGAAGACAUUAUGUACGAACUGGACAUGAAGACUGAUCCUACUUUCAUAUCGUUCUCAUCAAAAUGGGGCCAGGACUCUGACAAGUACAUGCCAAUGACCGUCGGUUCCGAAAUCGAGUUAACUUUAGCACCCAAUCAGAAAUAUGUAGCCGAAUUGUACGUUACCAAGGAAGAAAUGAUGAUCCGAGUGGAUUAUGAGACCAGUCUUAGAGGAAGUGUCGCUAUCAACUUCGAUAAGGAGUAUAGAGGUCAUAAAUUCUGGGCGGUGGAUGUCAAUACACUAUCAACUGUCGGAGGUUUCAGGAAGGUGGUACAUUCAUCUGAGAUUAUUGAAUAUGUUCAAUUCAUUGACGCUAACAUAGUUGUGAAGGAUCCUGAAACCGAAGCCGUAAUCAAAACAUUGCCUUUGAAAUUCUGG
Molecule: messenger RNA, 876 nt
Organism: Brenthis ino (lesser marbled fritillary)
Lineage: Eukaryota; Metazoa; Arthropoda; Insecta; Lepidoptera; Nymphalidae
Source: the annotation of a GenBank genome assembly